Molecule: messenger RNA, 2171 nt
Organism: Capsella rubella
Lineage: Eukaryota; Viridiplantae; Streptophyta; Magnoliopsida; Brassicales; Brassicaceae
Product: CDPK-related kinase 8
Exons: 11
Coding region: 158-1984 (608 amino acids)
Biological process (GO): protein autophosphorylation; peptidyl-serine phosphorylation; intracellular signal transduction
Cellular component (GO): nucleus; cytoplasm
Molecular function (GO): calcium/calmodulin-dependent protein kinase activity; calmodulin binding; ATP binding
Source: RefSeq, a predicted model, not a curated record
UCCAACUUCACUCAGAUUCAAAAUUCAAUUCUAACAGUUUCACAUCUUCCUCUGUUUCUCUCUCUCUCUCUCUUCUCUAAAAACCAUAACUUUGAUGGCAUUAUUGUGAUUUUUUUCGUAAAGUAAGCUCCUUUUUCUUAAACUUUCGCCGGAGAAUAUGGGAGGCUGUACUUCCAAACCCUCUACCUCUUCCGGUAGACCGAACCCUUUCGCUCCCGGUAACGAAUAUCCCCAAAUUGACGAUUUUGCCACUACCCAUCCCGGUAAAUCACCACUUCCCGCCCCUUCCGCCGCAAAGGCCUCUCCUUUCUUUCCCUUUUACACGCCCAGCCCUGCUCGCCACCGCCGCAAUAGGAGUCGUGAUGUCGGCGACGGUGGAGAGAGAGGAGAGAGCAAGAGCCAGACCAGCACGCCGCUCCGUCAAUUACGCCGUGCGUUUCACCCUCCGUCUCCGGCGAAACACAUAAGGGCGGCGAUACGGCGGAGGAGAGGGAGAAAGGAGGCUGCUUUAUCGACGUCCCAGCAGGCGACGAAGAAUCCGACGCAGGAGGAGGAAGAGGAGGUUGGGCUUGACAAAAGAUUUGGGUUUUCUAAGGAUUUUCACAACAGAGUAGAAUUAGGGGAAGAGAUUGGUCGAGGACAUUUUGGGUACACUUGCUCUGCUAAAUUUAAGAAAGGAGAGCUCAAAGGUCAAGUGGUUGCUGUUAAGAUCAUCCCAAAAUCUAAGAUGACAACUGCAAUUGCUAUAGAAGAUGUGAGAAGGGAAGUGAAGAUUCUACAGGCUCUAUCUGGACAUAAGAAUCUGGUUCAAUUCUAUGAUGCAUUUGAGGACAGUGCAAACGUCUACAUUGCAAUGGAGCUAUGUGAAGGUGGUGAACUUCUUGACAGAAUACUAGCAAGGGGAGGGAAAUACUCAGAGAAUGAUGCAAAACCAGUGAUUAUACAAAUCCUAAAUGUGGUAGCUUUCUGUCAUCUCCAAGGAGUUGUUCAUCGAGAUCUUAAACCAGAGAACUUCUUGUACACUACCAAGGAGGAGAAUUCUCAGCUUAAAGCCAUAGACUUUGGCUUAUCAGACUUUGUCAGACCAGAUGAAAGAUUGAACGAUAUAGUGGGAAGUGCAUACUACGUAGCUCCUGAAGUUCUACACAGAUCAUAUACAACAGAAGCGGAUGUAUGGAGCAUUGGAGUCAUAGCAUACAUUCUACUAUGUGGUAGCCGUCCGUUUUGGGCAAGAACCGAAUCUGGAAUUUUCAGAGCAGUUCUUAAAGCUGACCCGAGUUUCGAUGAACCUCCUUGGCCCUUCUUGUCUUUUGAGGCUAAAGACUUUGUUAAGCGGUUAUUGUUUAAGGAUCCCCGGAGAAGAAUGUCAGCCUCCCAAGCCUUGAUGCAUCCUUGGAUCCGAGGAUAUAAUACGGACAUGAAUAUCCCUUUCGAUAUCUUGAUCUUUAGACAGAUGAAGGCGUACUUGCGAUCUUCUCCAUUGCGCAAAGCUGCUUUGAGGGCUCUGUCUAAGACUUUAAUCAAAGAUGAAGUUCUGUACCUGAAAACUCAAUUUUCUCUCCUUGCACCAAACAAAGAUGGCCUAAUCACAAUGGAUAGCAUUAGACUGGCACUUGCAAGCAAUGCCACAGACGCAAUGAAGGAAUCUCGGAUCCCAGAGUUUCUUGCUUUGCUAAAUGGACUUCAAUACAGAGGAAUGGAUUUUGAAGAGUUUUAUGCAGCUGCAAUUAACGUCCAUCAGCACGAGUCGCUUGAUUGUUGGGAACAGAGCAUUCGACAUGCUUACGAGCUUUUCGACAAGAAUGGAAACCGAGCUAUUGUCAUUGAAGAACUUGCCUCUGAACUUGGUGUUGGACCAGCUAUAACCGUACAUUCAGUUCUAAACGACUGGAUCAGACACACAGAUGGGAAACUGAGCUUCUUCGGGUUUGUCAAACUGUUACAUGGAGUCUCUGUUCGACCCUCGGUGAAAACCACACGGUGAAGAUAUAGUGAAACAAACGUGAAAUCGAUAAAAAAAGAAGAUGUCAAAAACUUUACUCUGAUUCUUGGAUUGGAAUUGGAAAUGUAAUAGUUUUAGUUCAGGACUGUAAAAGGACAAGAGCACUUCUCCGAAUAUUGUUGUAAUAAUAAUAUACAGUAACCACAGUGACUUUCAUUUUCUAUGUGAA